CUGAUUGUAUGAUUCUAUGAUAUACAGAAAUUAGGCCAGGCUGCCAGACCAAAGCUUUCCAAAGCCUCCCCCAGCUCCGCGUCAGCAGGCACAGGAGCAGGCCCAACUGCCCCCACCCACAGGAUGAGCCUACUGGGCCUUGAUGCCCACCCCCCGCCUAUGCUUCGCUGCCCUCCUACUGCUAGGCCCAGGCGCACAGCCAAGGCCACAAGCUCCCCACAAACUAGAGACAUAAGAGCAGAGAGAAGGGAGAAAGCAUUUGUUUCUAAACCAGUGCUUUCUUUUCUUCAGAAGAUCUGGUUUUUGGGACGGCCAUUUUCACACCUUUUUGUCAGCAGCUCCUAACACACCUGCAAAUUUUAGCUCAGAGCAUGGAACAGAGGAGGAUUUACUCCUCUGACCUCCCUUUGGCAGAACAGCUUCAGUUGUUCCAUCUAGAUAUGCACACAAAGAAAUGCAUACAAGUUUCACCCUUUACAGUUGAUACAGACUGGUAACUGCAAGAAAAGAGUGGCUAGAGGUACAGGAUAUUUAGGGGUAAAGUUAAUAUAUAAAUAUAUCAUGAAUGAAUGUCCUUCCUUCACAUUGCCACUUGCAUUCAAGUGUAUUUAUAUUUUUUUUUAUAUAUAUAUAUGUAUAUGUUUGUUUUUUUAUCUUGUCUGUUCCCCCAGGAGAAGCCCAAAAGAAAAAGAGAGAUGGCCAAAUUGACAGAGUCAAUGACUAACGUACUGGAAGAAGACUCAAUGGAGCAGGACAUAGAAAGCCCUGUCACCAUUCAUCAGCCAAAGUUGCCCAAACAAGCUAGAGAGGAUCUGCCAAAAAAUAUAAACAAAGAAUGUGCCAAAAGAAAAAUCCAGAGGUAUGUUAGGAAAGACGGGAAAUGCAACGUCCACCAUGGGAAUGUCAGAGAGACUUACCGUUACUUGACUGACAUCUUCACUACCUUAGUCGAUCUCAAGUGGAGGUUCAACCUAUUGAUUUUUGUCAUGGUUUACACUGUGACUUGGCUCUUCUUUGGAAUGAUAUGGUGGCUAAUAGCCUACAUGCGAGGAGAUAUGGAUCACAUAGGGGACAGCACGUGGACUCCAUGCGUCAGCAACCUCAAUGGGUUUGUCUCAGCCUUUUUAUUCUCAAUCGAGACAGAAACCACCAUUGGGUAUGGUUACCGGGUCAUCACGGACAAGUGUCCCGAGGGAAUCAUUCUGCUUUUAGUGCAGUCUGUUUUAGGUUCUAUCGUCAACGCUUUCAUGGUUGGCUGCAUGUUUGUGAAAAUAUCCCAACCCAAGAAGAGGGCAGAAACCUUGGUUUUCUCUACAAAUGCAGUUAUUUCCAUGCGGGAUGGAAAGCUGUGUCUGAUGUUCCGAGUAGGAGACCUUAGGAAUUCACACAUUGUAGAGGCAUCAAUACGAGCCAAGUUGAUCAAAUCCAAACAGACAAAGGAGGGGGAAUUUAUACCACUCAACCAGACAGAUAUCAACGUAGGUUAUUACACAGGGGAUGAUCGUCUCUUUUUGGUUUCACCACUGAUCAUCAGCCAUGAAAUUAACCAGCAGAGUCCUUUCUGGGAGAUUUCCAAAGCCCAGUUGCCCAAAGAGGAGCUAGAAAUUGUUGUAAUCCUAGAAGGAAUGGUGGAGGCAACAGGAAUGACUUGCCAAGCCCGAAGUUCAUACAUUACGAGUGAGAUCCUGUGGGGUUAUCGCUUCACCCCUGUCCUCACUCUGGAGGAUGGGUUUUAUGAAGUUGACUACAACAGUUUUCAUGAAACAUACGAGACCAACACACCAGUUUACAGUGCCAAAGAGCUAGCAGAGAUGGCCAGUCGAGCAGAACUGCCCCUGACAUGGUCUGUUUCCAGCAAGCUGGACCAGCAUGCCGAGCUGGAAACUGAAGAAGAAGAAAAGAAUCAAGAAGACCAAAAUGAAAGAAACGGUGAUGUGGCCAACUUGGAGAAUGAAUCCAAAGUGUAGAACUACUGGAGGCAUAGAAGCCACAUCACCUCCUUUAUUGUCUCCCUCUUUGCUCCCCCUCUCUUUCUCCAACAUACUUUGGGUUUGGGUUUUUUGUUUUGUCUUUUUUCUUCUUCCUUGUUAUUCUUAAUUCUGGGAAAAUAGAUACUUAAGAUGAGAAAUAUCUACUUGCCCAACUUAAACCCAAGAAAUUCACAGACCAAGCAAAGGCAUGUGUUAAAGCUGCAAUACCCAUUAUUAACAGUGCAAUUAUGAUCCCCACCCUGGUAAUGAGUGCUGACUUCCUUGGCACCUCUCUGAGUCCAGACCUCCAGGUUUAUUCAUGUCAACAACAACUGCAACAACAAAACAUGACGGGAAUGCAUAUAAGAGAUUUAAAAGGAAAGACUGAUUAAUGUUCAAAGCACUGGACUUUGGCUCCAGUUUUUUAUACAUUUUAGAACAGGAAGAGUUUCCCAUAAUGAUCGACAAGCCCCUGUAAAAUGGGCCUUGCAGCUUUAAGAUAAAGGUGAGCAGAGGGAUCUGCAACCCAAUACGAUACUGUACAUAUGCCUUAUGUAAUUAUUUUUGCUUCACAUUUAGUAAUAAACACUGCAUGUACAAAAGUACUGUAGUAAAGAACUUCUAAAUAAUGUACAUAUAUGUGUAAUGAACAUAGGCUUAGAAACAGAGUUCUAGAACUAUCGAGAUGCAAAAACUAACUACCCAUUGAGUAGGCAUCUGUCUUCUAAUAUUUGGAUUGCAAUAUUGAUUUUUUUCCCCCCUCCUCUAUCUAUGGCUCUACUAGUGCAUGACAUUUUCUUCAGUGUACCAGACUGGCAGCUAUUUAGAGUACCUCACUGUUUGCAAAACAGAUCAUUUUAUUGACUCUAAAAAGCCAUAAGUCUGGAAGAGGGCAAGGUAAAGAAAUGGUAACAUUACUGAUAUACUGUGAAAAUGUUUACAAAUAAGGCAAACCAUUCCUGGGGGCUUUUUUGUCAGUUCAACCUUAAAUUUAUGCUGUGGCAAGCUCAUGGCAAAACAGAAUUUCCUGUAUACUCUUAAUAUAGCAAGCAUGUUUCAUGUGAAGGUAUUUGCCCUUUAUGUGCAAUAUCUAGGGAAACUUCUCCCUUUCCCCAACCCAAACCACAGGAUUUCAGCAGAGUAGUUUGCUAUAGAAACAGCAAAAGCCAUUGAAAACCAAACGUUGCACCUUAGGGAGUAGAUUUUUAGCUACUCAACAGGGAAAGAAACCACUGAAUUUCAUUUGAAGUCAUAAUUAAUGAAAACCACUUGUUGAGAGUGUCGGUGCUUGGCCAGUCUGGCAGAGUCAUGGGUGGUGCAACAUCCCUGGGUAUACGCUUCAACAGGGUCUCUCAGCCAAACACACAGCUCCUGCCACCCAUGCUCAGAAGAGUGGUUCCCUGACACCUUUCUUCACCUUAGGUUAGCUCCUUGGCUAUUGUAAAUCAGUGUAAAUCCUGUACAUUUCCACACGACAGCUUUCCAAUGAGCGAGACAGUGACAAUUUCCAUAGCUUACACGGCCAGGCUCCCGCAAGCAGGAGAGCUGAUGUGCACCAUCACAGUUUCACGGACAGGCACCGCAAGGAGCUGCCCGCAUGACGCAGCAUUGCCCAGUGCUAAGGACCGCUCAGUCAGGCCCAGCGUGCAUAAAAUACUACCUGUUGAAAAGAGACUGCAUUGCUUUCAGUGGGCUUUUGCUCAAGCCCAUUAAGAAUAGCACUUCUAUCAGUGACAGAGAAGAAGCUGCAGCCUUAAUUUUGGUUUUUAUACCUGCCUACUCUGGAAAGGAAGAACACACUGAAGGAGAGGGUUGUUUUUUUCUUCACAGACACAUUUAUGUUAAAACAGAAAACUCAGGAGAACUUUAGUGGGCAGGUGGAAAUUUUGCACUGUGAUGUAUCUUUCUCAUCAAAUCCACAUCUCCUUUCUUGUUUUGCUAUUUUUUUCUGAAACAACUGCCCCUUGCUAAUUUUCACAGUGUGCCAAUCAGUGGGGCUGUCUGCAGGACCUCUAGCUGUGCCUAACGCUCAGGUGGGCAGAGUAGGGUGUUAGGAAUGGCUUGCUUGCUCACCACGGCCUGGCAGACCAAGUUGGAUGUAAAGAUGUUUUUGUUUCAGCUCUGAACAUGUUCCCUAAAAAGCUCUCACAAAGUAGCAUGAUGUAAGGAACGAUGUAGAAUAUGGAUUUUUGCUCCCUCCGCCUGGGAUGGCUGAUUCUGCCCACUCAGAAAAGGUUCCUUACGCUCAACCUCUGUAAGACAGCAGACAUUUCAGAACACAUUCUUCUGCCCUGGCAUCAGCAGCUGCCAAGUGCUCCAGUUCAUCCAUCACAACCCCAUUCUUCAGGCUACCCUUGAAGGGUACUGAGCAUUUUUAAGGACGAGUGACUCCACAGCUCCACCGGCAAACAGAAGCCUUAUAGCAGAAGAGCCAGGGGUAGCACAUCAUCGCCAGUGAUGAACCACCUGUGCAUGUCGGUCCUAGUGAAAGGUGCAUGAGCUGAAAGCAAGGAAUUCCUCUGAGGAUAAACCUGCUUUUUGCUCUUGUAAUUUACUGGGCCUCUGUGAAAUUCAUUGCUGCAGUUUAACAACAACAAAAAAACCAACCAAUAUAUGUUAAUUAGAACAGCAGCUCAGGGCCCUAAUUAAAUCUUUUUUGUGUCCUUUAGCACAAAAAAAAAAGACUUUCUGCCGCUGGGGCAUGCGCAUGUGUAAGCUAUAUUUUGGUGAGUAGGGCACUUAAACUUUAAGGUGUGUGUGUUUGUCUCUCUCUCUGCCCCCCACCCUGUAUUUUAUUGUCUUUGGUAUUAAGGUAGUACGGACUGUAAAGUUUACAAAAAAUCUCAUUUUUGUAAUAUAAGCUUAAAAAAAAAAACAGAAGCCUCCAAAGCUUUCAAUGGGAAGCUUCACAUAAACUUUGUACUAGAAUGUCCCUAUCAAACACCUCUAUUUUUCUACAACUAUUGAUUAAGCAGUUCAACAAUGUAUUUUGUGUCAAUGAUUUCAACUUGAACUGGUAAAAAGACAAUUAAGAAUUGAAUGCUGUUAAUUAACAAUGGAUUUUCAAGCCGUAUAUACUGAGUGGUGUUUUCAUUAACAGUAAAUAGCUUCAUCUGGGAACUUCAUCUCCUGGUUCUAAACAACAUAUUGUGAAGUACCGGUACCCCCUGGGAAUGUUUUUGGCAAAUAACAUUUAAGGAACAUGAAUAAUGCAACAUUUAAAUAUAAUUGACUACAUAAUUGCUCAAGAUACCUUACAUCUUUAUAUAUACAUUUUGAUGUCUCUUUUUCCUCAGAGUAUCUUGUGAGUUCCAGGAGCAAAAGAAUUUACAGAGACAAAUGUGAGCUCUCACUAAUCCACUGCAGAUCUCAAUUCCUUCUUCUAAUGAACAGAAGUGCCAAAGGGGUUCUUUGUACAGACUUCAUGAACAGUAUUGCCCAGUCCUUUCUGCUUCCUCCUUGCUUUUUUCUUUCCUUAUUUUUUGCUGAUGUGGGUUUUGUUUUGUUUUUCAAUAGCAGACUAAUAGUUUCUUCCUCACCCAAGUUUCCAAACCAGAUCUUUCAGGUGUUGAUAGCAGAAGCAGGCAUACUUCUUUUAAUGGAGCAAUACAAAUGUGUACCAGGUGAGAAUCUGGCCAUCAGCAACUACUUGAAGCUCUAGCUUAUUAUUUAGUAAUAAAUAUCAUCUUAUCAGUAUGAAAGUAAA
Messenger RNA from Pogoniulus pusillus (Red-fronted tinkerbird), 5676 nucleotides. It is a transcript of the gene KCNJ6, whose product is annotated as potassium inwardly rectifying channel subfamily J member 6. Lineage: Eukaryota; Metazoa; Chordata; Aves; Piciformes; Lybiidae. Gene Ontology annotation, molecular function: G-protein activated inward rectifier potassium channel activity. The coding region runs from base 570 to 1967 and encodes 465 amino acids. The record is from RefSeq and is a predicted model, not a curated record. Gene Ontology annotation, cellular component: plasma membrane. Gene Ontology annotation, biological process: regulation of monoatomic ion transmembrane transport; potassium ion import across plasma membrane. The transcript has 3 exons.